GCCUCAUGGGAAAUCUAUUCUAUAGGCAUCAUGGGAUUGCCAAUUUAACUAACGUCGCGGACGAGAAAUAGCGGUCCCGCGCGGUAGUUCGAGAUCUACUGCAGCGCUAAUUACAUUUUCCAGAGGUCAGAGUUCACUGGUUACCGAGCAUAAUGCAGUGUGACAUGGGAAAUGGGGCUUGUACGUCCCUUCCGUGUGCGCUUCUUCCCAAACCGUCGAGUCUCCGGGCAAGGACGUCCUUGCCUAUAACGAAAUCCGCCACACAGCCGAAAGUUGGCAAUACAAGAAUGUGCGAUGUUGACAAUGACAAACCGUUUGUAUGCUCCUCCCAUGGAUGCGGAAUGCGUUUUACAAAUGAGGACCACUUGAAUGUUCACAUGAAGAAGCAUGAGAUGUCAUUGGCCUUGAAUUUGGGGGGUCACAACAGUUCACCUGGUCAUCACUUUCUUGAUCAGACCCCAACUCCCACCAAGUUUUUGAAAAACUGUGAAGAGAUUGGGCUGUUCCAGGAGUUGAGUAAAAAUCCAUUUGAAGAGGCCUUCAAAAAAGCUUCAGAUUCUGAGGUUGUUCCUUUACCAGGGCCACAUACUAAUGAGCUUAACACACCUAUCCCUCCUUCUCUUCAUGACAAGACCCCUGGUGGGUUUCUUCUUCAUGAUGUUCAAUCUCCGACAUCGACAUCCACACCUCUUAUGAAACCAGAGGCAAUUUUGAUUGCUAGCGAUCAGCUUGCCCUUAACUUAUCAGGUCGAAAGUCCAGUGAAAAGUCAGUCAUCAUGCAACCUUCAUCCACGACAGGCGAGGAUGAAGAAGUCAGGGUCAUCAGUAUGGCCGACAGUACACAGUCCCCAUCAAAAACUGUCCCAUCUGCCAGUCCGUUGGUGAAGGAGGUCAUUGUUACCCAAGCUGUCUCGUCAUCACUGUCUGGAACAGUCACCACUCCCACCCAAGUCAUUCUUGCAUCAUUGCCACCUGCAACGGAAGCGUGCUUAGCAGGCCAGCCUGUUCUCACAACUUCCUCACCUAUUCAGCCACAGGUUUCCCAGCAACCCAUAGUGGCAGCAGUUUCACCUUCGCAACAGGCCUGCACCAUGCAGGUCUACCUACAAUUGCCAACUGGACAGACAGUGCCAGUUCACAUUCCAGCCACAAUCAGUGCAGUCCUUCCAACUGGGUCAUCAGAGCAUGCUUCAGGCCAGCAGCCUCAACAAUUACCUAAGCAACAACAGCCUCAACCUGCUAAGGUGGCAAUUAGGCAGAAUAACACUAAUUCAGCUCCUGUGACCUCUACAUCCACCAUGGCAUUAAAACAGAGAUUGAAACAGACCCUUCAGGCUGCACAGCAGCAACAACAGCAGCAGCAGCAGCAGCAGGGUGUUGUGAGUUCUUCAUCUGGACGAUCAGACUCAGGGAUCUCAGUGGCAAGAGUGCAGCCACAGGCAUCACCAGUGACCGUGACUUUAGACUCUCCUAAAGUAGAAGUUCUAAUGUCUGAUUUCGAAAUUCCCAGCAAAAGGUAUAAAGGUGGAGGCAGUGAAAGUGAUGACCCAGAUGAACGGAGAAGAAAAUUUCUAGAAAGGAAUAGGGCUGCAGCAGCUCGUUGCAGACAGAAACGGAAGCACUGGAUAACCAAUUUAGAGAAAAAAGCAGAGGAGCUCCAACAGACAAACAGUAGACUGCAGAGUGAGGUGAGCCUGCUAAAGGCAGAGGUUGCUGAGCUGAAGACACUGCUACUGGCACACCAAGAUUGUCCCAUCACCUUGCAGCAGAAGUCACAGGGACAGCUGGCCCUUCACACAAACAUUUUCCAGGCUCAUCUGGUUGUGGACUGCUAACCCUUAUGAUGUCUCCAUGGUUGAGUCUGCAUCAACACUACCAUUUGAUGUGACACAGUUAGUAGGACCAGGCAGUGUAGGUCCAGUAACAGUUGAAGUUAACAGAUCACUGUGCCCUCCUUAGUGCUGAAGACUCUUAUCAUCACAACAACACAUCCUUUCAUGAAGCCGAGUGAUAAAAGCAUUCAGAUCAGAGCUGCAAACCUGUGUUGUGUGAGUGUGAGGGAGAGUAGAAAAUUUUAUCUCUGCAGACGUAUGGCUGUCUGUGCAGUGUGCAUCCAUUUCCUUCAAAGUUUAUCAUGACAUCAGCCAUCAGCCAAGGUUGUGUAAAUGGGUGAUCUGAAUUCCUGCUGGAGCACCUGCUGUGUAACUAGCUAACAAGCGAAGGACGUUUGUGUGCUGCGGAAGACUCUGUGGAUCAUUUCGUUGAUUACGUCCAAUGAGCGACUGUAAAUGCAUCAGUGCCUGUGUCACACUUGAGAAGCUACUGCCCACACUAUGUGCUGUGACCGAAGUAUCGGCAUCUUGCACAUCUUUGUAUAAUGAGACAAAGCUGUGCUGAUGUUGUGGUCUUUCACAUAUUUUCCAUGAGUGGCUGCAAUGGUGUGUGCAUUCAGCUUGUGAAGCAUGCUGUCGGCAACUGCAGCAGUUGAUGGACCGUCCUGCUUCCUUCACUGUGUCGGUGCUGUUGACAUUCAGGGGAAAGCAGUUUGUGGGAUAUAAGGUAGCUGGAUUUUUGACUUAAAUAAAUUCUUUUUUCCCUUCUUUCCCUGCUGAUUUUCUCUUUGGUAUGCAGCGCCGAGAGAUCAGUACUAAGGCACCCAUGAUAAGGCUGUCUUCAUGCUUUGUGCUUCUCUAUACGCACAAAUGCUGAAUCAGGUUUUUCUGAAAAAAAAUAUUAAUACAUCUAAGAAUUCAAUUGUUUAAAAGAGGUGACAAAGUGUUAAGAAGAAAGUGAGCAAACCAGGUUAGGAACAUUGGUUGUAGGAAAAGAUGUUAUGAAAGUACUUUGUGUAAGUGUGUGUGAGAGAGAGAGCAUUUGUAAUGUUAAGACUUCAGACUGAAGAUACAAAUCUGAUUAUUUUGACAGAAUUCCAAGAAAACAUUAUGGAUGUAAUUAUUUCUUUUAUCUGAUAAAAAUGGGAAUGAUGCAUUGUUGGAAAUCUUUCUCUCUCAUUCUUAAUGAAAGUGCAUUAUUUCCAUUAAUACCAGCUUAAGCAGGUAAACAAAAUUGCUUACUCUUAAGAGCACAGAAUGUCUAGUCACAUUCUUUUGUCUUCAGAAUUUUACUUUGUACUUGGUGCUUGAUUUUGGUGUUCUCAGACUAUUUCCAAUAAUUUCUUCCCCAAUUAUAAACCUGAUUUGCAUCCAUACCAAAGUUUGUUAAUCUUUGGUCACUUUUGUGCAUUGUGAACUAUAUUUUCAAGUGUGUGAUCUGUUGCACCAGUGUUUGUCAGAGCAAAACAUUUUGGUUGCAGUUUUUGAAGUUUAGUGUGCAUGCAUGCUAUUUUUUUAGCAUUAUCUUUUGUCCUAUGUCUUCCUGUUAGGAUUGAAUAGCUCCUGUCCCAAGGAGGAUGCCUUGACACAAUCCAGUGCAACAUAGCUAUGCAUAAGCAUCAUUAUAAUUCUUUUUUUAUUCUUUUAAUUUUUUUAUUUUUUUUAGUCUACUGGUAUGUUAACUGUGAUAUGGAGAACUUCACAUUUUCAUCUUCAUCAUGAAAGCACAGAAAGUUGAACCAGAGAGAGACAAUGGGAAAUGAACUUAUCUGAAGUGAACCCAUCUUACUAGAAAGGAUAUAACAUUAAUUGGCAGUGCAUCAUGCUUGUGUACAAACUACCGUUGCACAUCUUUUGCUGUAUAUUUGAAGAUUUCUUAUUGAACAUGAAUGGCCUUACAUUUUCUUGUUCUUAAGAUCUUUCCUGCACUGCAGAAGUAAUUGAGAAACUGUCAAAAUUAGGCUUGACAACAAAAAUAUGGCUUAUAAUUUUUACUGCUGCACAGAUGCUACAUUUGUCUUCAGACAUGUUGGGAGUCAUUUAACAUUGUGUAUAUUGCUACAUUCAAUGCAGUGUUCGGUAUUUUUCUUUUUCCAGCCUUACAACCCAAUUUUAGCACAAUUCUGAGUUGUUUACAAGAGGUCACCUGCUCAGACAAGCCUCUGAUCUUAAGGUGCACAAUCACUGUGGGUUAUCAGUCUUUAGAACAGCCUUCCUGAGGUAAUGUUCCAAACCCCACCUUUGACCACACUUGCUGUGAAUGUCACAAUAUCUGGUCAGAAAAGUAAAAUGAAAGGAAGAUAGUAGAAAAAUUGAUGUUAAACAUCAUAUAAAAUCAACAAAGAUCAAAAUGAUAUAUCAAAAUAUGCAAAUGAUAACUUGUAAAUACAAGUUACAUGAUGGAAUAAUAUUUACAAAAGAGAUGUUAUGAAGUGCACACUUAAAUGCUUCCAGUGACUAAAAUCUUUUCUGAGUUUUGACAAUAGAGCCUUACCUACUUCCUGCAACCCAUCCCAGUUAUUUUUUAAAUCCCUGCAUUUUGCCAGAAAUUUUUUCAGCAGAAUGGCUUUGUCCCAAAAACAAAAGCAGACCUAAACAGUAAAAUGUGUUAUUCUUGCACAGCAGUGGAUGGAUAUUGACGGUGGCAUCUUGCCAGAGGCCAGAGUCUGCUCAGUAAAGACAGUGAAUCAGUUCCACAGUUGGGAUACCAGAAGGGGAUAGUAGUAGGUAUGGAGCUUUUGGUUUUUUUUUAAAAUGUCUAGUGUUUGAAUCCUUUAAUUGUUUGUUCAAAGACUAACAAUAGCAACAGGGGAGUCAAUGAGUUCAAGCUUUAGCUUCACAAGAGCACACAGCACACUACUUUUCUUGAUUUCCCUAAAUAGGGUUGGGGGGAGAUAUACGUAUCAAGUGCAAUGAGUUCUCAGUGGACUGGGUAAAUGCAUAUUGCAUGUAUGUAAACAUAGUGCCACUGCACAUUUUACAUUGUCAUAUUUUAAAGCUAUUAAUAUGUCCUUGUAGAAAUUUGUGAUUGAUGGAUGGUGGCAGUCCUAUUAGUGGGAAACUUUGCGUGUUAGCAAAUUUUUAAAAUAUGUGGUUAAAUUCUAUUCCAAUGCAAAAUUAUUUUUGUGUUAUUAGGCAUAGUUUAUUACAAAAUAUCAUGCUUACAACCCACAGCAUGAGAAAAUUACUCAAAUUUUGUGUAUGGGGUACAAACUUUUGAAUAUCAGUCUCACUGGUAGGGGUUUGUUUUUUUUUUGGUUUUUUUUUUUUUUUAGGGGGAUGGGAGGAGAUCCAAAUCUGUUCUUGUGACAUUAUUAAAAUAUACCACCCCUAUGGCAAUGUUUUAUUUCCUUGUUUGAAUAGCUCUACUCCAGCUGUAGCCUUUUGUGGUUAUCAGUAAUAAGUUUGAAUUUAGGUCAACCCAUUUGCUUUACAAAAGAUGAUGUAUUUUUUUUUUUUUUGACAAACUAAUGGCUCAGUAAAUUAUAUUAACCUAUUAUUUAUCUUACCCCUCGCUGCCAUCACAUACAAAAUGUGCACAUAUAAUAAAGUAUUUCAGGGCUUACAGCAUUUGUAAUGUGUAAUUGCCAGUCUGAGUAUUAUGCAAACCCAGCCCUGUCAUGAUUCCUUUUCUGAGUAUCUUAUGCUCUUAUCAAACAAGAUAUGUCUAGCUAGGAAGCAUCAUUUCAUUACGUAACUUUAUCUUUCUCAUUUACUAAUUCUUGAGAUCAGAAGGGACUGUAGAGCCAAAUGAAGAUAGUUUGCAUUUUACCUCUGAGCUUUUACGACAUUUUCUUAUGAGAAAUGCAUGUGUGUGUGUGUGAGAGAGAGCAAAUGUUCCUGUGUGUGUUGGCAAAACAUGCAUGGUCCCAUUUCUGUGGUUCUAGAAGUAGCAGUUUUAAGGUUUUGUCUCCCUCUCUUUUAUCCAUUCUGGUGACUAGGAUAAGAUUCUUAAUAGGGUUGGAUGGGGUAUUGGCAGAAGCUUUUUUGUUUUUGCACAUUUAUAUUUUUGCAAGUAUGAAUAGAAUAGUACCAUUAACAACAGAAAACUCAUGUGAUAGUGCUGCUUGACAAAGCAUUUUUCCGUUGUUUCUUUUAGUAUAUUAAUGGUCUAACCAUAACAGACUUUUUUGCAUGCAUAAAGAAUUAAGAUUAUUGUGGCCCUAUGCUCCAUUGGGGGCAAAAAGGAACAAGAAGAAGAAAGAAUUAAGAUUAAUUACAUUGCCGCAAUGAAAUGAUCAGUUAAGAUUGAUUUUAUUAGAAAAUCUGUCAAUUCUGCCAAGCCUUAAUAAGUGGUUGGUACCUGCUUCAAUGCCUGUAGACAUGGGGCUAUUUUUCCUUACAGUAGGAUUUUAAAUAAAUAUAGGCAUAACUAAACAGGUCUCCUGUUUAUGGGUUUUUGGAUAACACUACAUUUUGUGGAAGCUUUUGUAGACCUACAUUUCUUCUCUUACAAAGCCUUACUUAUUAUAUAUAAACCUAUUUUUAUGUAUCCUAUCAGAUGGUUCAGACAUAUUUAUAGUAUUCCAAGAGCUGGUUUUCUCCAAGUAAACUGCUUUUGUGUAAUUCUAAUUUUUUCUUUUCCCCUCUCAGUGUCAACCUUUCAUGAUGCCAUCAUAGACUAAAGCUUCAAGUGCUGUCAUUGAAUACUAAAUGUCUGUGUGGGUAUGAUCUCAGUCAGGCAUUGUUACUGAGUAUAAGAGAAAAUAUUACAUGAAUCCGUGUUGUGCUAUAUGCUGUUGGCAGAUCUGUGAAUCUGAAUGGUUCUGUGUAUGUUCUUUUAUCGCACAUUUGGAUUUUAAGUGGCAAGCAAGACAUCAGAUGCAGAUGUAUGCAGCUGUUUUUAUUGUGUGAAGAGUGCAGCCUAUACAGUUAUACUUGUAUUAUGACUGUUUCUUCAUUGCUGGAUUGUAUGUGGGUGUACAUGAAUAUAUGCUAGGGUAACUGAGAAAGCCAACUGUUUAUAUAAGAUGAACUUCUGCUUACUCUGCUGAGUUAUCUUUCUGUGUAAUGGCAUUUCUUUGCAAUUUUCUCAAUGAGAAACCCAUAAACAGUGGAACCCUGCACAGAAAAAUAACUCCCAGUUGAAGAGGUGGUAAAAAAAAAAACUUGUGAUAGAUGUUGAGACCAGCUGUUUGUGGAUGUUAAAUUGUUGAAGAGUUUAUCAUGACAAGAUGUAAAAUGCACUGCUUUCUGUAACUAGCUAACACUGAACGUCUGCUGCAUUCUCUUCACACUUUUUUUUUCCAGUUCAAAUGGCAUUGUUAGUUCUGUAAUUGAAGUUUGUUCAGUCACUGUGAUGGAUUAAAGUAGUUGAAUGUUUCUUCUGUUCUUCAAACAGGUGGUACAAGUGUCUUGUCCUUGUGCUAGUUGUGGCGUUUGCUUGCAGUAGUAUGCUGUCUCUGAGACAAAGACCCUUUAGCCUGCAGGGGCAGCAUAUUAGGCUGCAAUAUCGUCAACCAUGGUUCUGUAAUUCAGCAACCACUGUUUUUGUUAUGUAAUUAAUAGCUUUCAAAUUGAGGCAAAUGUGAACAUACCAUAUUGCUUUAUUUUAAUGUUAAUUAAAUAAGUUUGGAAAAAAAA
Pomacea canaliculata is the source of this 7415-nucleotide messenger RNA. Its product is annotated as cyclic AMP-dependent transcription factor ATF-2-like. Gene Ontology annotation, molecular function: DNA-binding transcription factor activity, RNA polymerase II-specific; cAMP response element binding. NCBI's taxonomy places the organism in Eukaryota, Metazoa, Mollusca, Gastropoda, Architaenioglossa, Ampullariidae. Gene Ontology annotation, biological process: regulation of transcription by RNA polymerase II. Bases 153 to 1835 code for a protein of 560 amino acids. The transcript has 14 exons. The record is from RefSeq and is a predicted model, not a curated record.